This is a messenger RNA of Arvicola amphibius (Eurasian water vole), 823 nucleotides long. It is a transcript of the gene Pex39, whose product is annotated as chromosome 9 C6orf226 homolog. The transcript has a single exon. The record is from RefSeq and is a predicted model, not a curated record. NCBI's taxonomy places the organism in Eukaryota, Metazoa, Chordata, Mammalia, Rodentia, Cricetidae. The coding region runs from base 158 to 526 and encodes 122 amino acids.
GUGAUUUUUAUCCUCCCUCCCUCCCUCCCUCCCUCCCUCCCUCCCUGCCUUCCUUCCUAGCAUAUACUCCUGGGAUGUGAGCUGGGGGUUAACUGAGUCUGCAACCUGAGAUAGAGCUUUUGGUAAGGUCUGAGGUUUCCCCUCCCCUUUUCGCGAGAUGGUUGCUCCCAUAUCGCACGGAAGUGCUUGUGGUCCGGUCCCGGGGUUGAACAGGUGGCGGGACAUGGAGCUUCGGGGUCCUGUCGGCAGCCCUAGAAGAGCACCGGCUUCCGCCGAACCGGCUCAGACCUCGGUGACCCUGGCGCAGCUCCUGCAGCUGGUCCAGGAGGGCCAGGAGCUGCCGGGUCUGGAGAAACGCCACAUCACUGCCACCCACAGCGAACCGACGGCGUCGCAGCUUCCGCGGAGGCCCAAGCCCUGGGAGGACUCAAGCUCGGCCGCAUCGUCCCGCACCACUAACCUAGAUUCGUGCACGCAGUCCCAGACCGUGGGGGAGCCGGUCCCGGGCAGCCCAGCGGGUUCCUGAGCUCCAGGGCUUUCGGAGCCGAGAUCCUGAGGGCGUGACUGGCUCCUGCACGAACCUGAAGAUCUGGACAGCUGCCUCCUUUACUCAUCUUUAUGCUUCUGCUCUGACCUGUCUCAGCCGGACCCAGUCUUCCCGGGAGACUGAAUGCUGCCCAGGAAUUUUGGUUUGGACGCUGAAUCUCAACUGCAUACCAUGUUCUGUGUAAUUGAAACAAGUCUAUUUUACCACCUGCUCACAGUAACGGGCCACCUUCUGAUGGUACUGAUAAAGUAAACCAGAGAGCCAAGUCAUUUCUAA